Messenger RNA from Brassica oleracea var. oleracea, 885 nucleotides. RefSeq names its product glutathione S-transferase T3-like. Lineage: Eukaryota; Viridiplantae; Streptophyta; Magnoliopsida; Brassicales; Brassicaceae. The coding region runs from base 1 to 885 and encodes 294 amino acids. The record is from RefSeq and is a predicted model, not a curated record. The transcript has a single exon.
AUGGAUUCAAGUGAUCCAUUGAAUCCAUUUAGUCAGCCUCGUCCUAGUUUCGUCGGCUUUCUUAACAGCCAGACCUUUCCUUAUGAAAGUUAUGGUUCUCCUCAUCAGUUUGGAGCAUCAGACAUCCCAGCUUUUAGUUCACAACCACCACAGGCUCCAGUUGCACCCGAAAACCCACCAGUUGCCUCUAGGGAGCGAAAGAACUGGACUCCAGCCGAUGAUGAGGUGUUAAUAAGUGGGUGGCUAAACACAUCCAAGGAUGCUGUAGUUGGAGUUGAUCAAAAAUCAGGGACUUUUUGGAAACGAGUUGGUGAGUUCUAUGCGUCAAGUCCCCAUGCUAAAGCGAGUGGUGAAUCACGAGAGCAUCUCCAUUGUAAACAGAGGUGGCACAAAAUCAAUGACUACACGAACAAAUUCUGUUCUGCAUACGUGGCAGCUGAGAGACAGAUGAGUUCUGGUCAGAAUGACAAUGAUCUUCUCAAGCUCGCCAAAGACAUCUACUUCGCCGUUCAGAAGACAAAAUUCACGCUUGACCAUGCCUGGUGUGUGUUGAGGUAUGAGCAGAAAUGGCUCAGCCUUAACACUCCUAAGCCUAGUGGGAAUUCAAAGCGAAAAGAGACAUGCUCCCAAGCUUCAAGCUGCCCCGUAGGUGAUCCUGAGGUCCGUCCUGAAGGUAUCAAGGCGGCGAAAGCUAAAAGAAAGAAUAGCGCGCCAGUGAGGUCUAUGGAGGAGUGUCAGACCAUUUGGGAGAUGAAGAAGGAUGAUCUCUUGAUGAAGGAGAGACUAACAAAGCUUGCGAUUCUUGACACACUUCUAGCCAAGAAUCAACCACUUACUGAGGCUGAAGAAGUUGUCAAGAAUAAGCUAUUGGUGCUGUAUUUCUAA